Molecule: messenger RNA, 3987 nt
Organism: Wasmannia auropunctata (little fire ant)
Lineage: Eukaryota; Metazoa; Arthropoda; Insecta; Hymenoptera; Formicidae
Exons: 6
Coding region: 287-985 (232 amino acids)
Source: RefSeq, a predicted model, not a curated record
CACUGACACACACGCGCGCGCAUAUACGCGACACGCACGCACGUACGUACACACACCCACUCACACGCGUGGCCACUAUACUUCGCAGUUUGCUCUGCUCUACUCGAUUACUUUCUACCUUCCAUCUCCAACGGCGAUCGCCCGCUCGCGCGCAGUUCCCGACACUCAAAAGAGUUUCCGAAGGACGGACCUUCCUCUCUCCCGCGCACGGCGAACCAAUUUCCCGUACGGUGCACGGUACACACAACGCACAGAGCAAGAUUCGACGACGAGAGCGGCCCGGAACAUGAAAACACCUAUGGAGAAUCAGCUGUCCUGGCUCGCGCUGUUCAUGACCGCCUUGUAUUCUCUGCUCGCUAGCUGCCGAGGUGAAAAGUGCGGACACGAGGAGCUGCAAACGUGUGCCAGGCCCCUCGAGAGAAUCAGCAACAGCGACCUGAGUUUCGUCACGAAAAAGGAGGAUAUCGAGAAACUAUGCCCGGAUCUCGAGGCAGGUAUGAAAUGCAUCAAACAGUACACUUUAAAUUGCAUGCAGCAGAAGCAACGGGAGCACUUCAACUCUCUCUACACCGGUACCAACAUGGCCAUCAUGGAGCUUUGCCAAGACGGCCCGUACCAGGACGAAUUCUUGAAGCACGCGCCAUGCAUGCAAAGAUCCAAGGCCGAAUACGAAAUGUGUUACAAAUCAUAUCAGAAAACGACUCAAGAGAUAAUGGCCAACCGUUCGUUGGGACAGCAAAGCCUCAAGUCCCUUUGCUGCGCCUUCCAGGAGUACUUGGAAUGCUCUCAUCAUACGGUGCGCCGUCAGUGUGGCGAUGAUACAGCGCGAUUCACGAAGGACUUCCUCGACAGAAUGUCAAGCUCGCUGCUAAAGACGCAUUGCGCGUCCUACAAGGAUUGCAACGAACACAGUGGUACCUCGACGCUGAAUCUGUCUGCCAUUAUGCCAAUGACGCUUAUUCUCCUUAUGAGGUACUUCACGUAAUUGGUCUCGGCCAAGAUCAUUUUUUAUCUUCUAAAGAUAGAAAAAUAGGGAAAUGAGAGAGAGGGUGGGAUAUACACAGAGAAUGGGAAUUCGAGGAGGAAGAAUGGGGAGAUGAGAGAAGGGGAGGGCGCUCCUAGAACAGGAGGUAGCCUAUUCGGCUUUUAUCGUGCUUUGCUUCAGAGAGAAUAUGUUCCUUAUUUUUGAAGAGUUUUUGCGGAGGGGCCGAAGGAGUGGCCGAAGUGAUCAAAGAAGAGGAAAGGAGAGCGAAAUCAGGGCAAAAGGGGAGAUAGGGGAGGGCGAGAGAAGAGGAGAGGUACGGCGUUUCAUUCUCCAAAGAGAAUAUAAUAUUUUUCAUUUGCAAGAUGAUGUGAGAAAUUGCAAUAAUCACGAUUACGGAAGCGAGCAACAAUGAGAGAUCGAUAUUAAGAGCCGAAGGGACGAUGAAUGGUGGUGGGAGGGGGGAAAGGGUGAGGAUACUUCAGAAAUACACGUUAUGAAAGAGCGGAUGGAAGAGGAAGAGCGGGAUCGCAGAAGAGGAUUUUCAGGACGGCUUUCUCCCACGCACGUUACGGAGAGAUAUCGCGAAUCGAACGCGAUAAAGCCGAUCACGACAUGAUAAACCGGAGAGUCUUUUCAGUCGAUCGUUGAAUGCGAUCCGCUAGUCCGUACGAUACCGCCACGCAAGACUGACUCGAUUUUUUUGCGCGGUUUUGUCGCGAGAUGAGAAAUGAAGAAAAAAAAAUACUCCUUAUUAACCGGCGAGAUCCUUCGGAACGGUCGCGCGCGUGCUGUUCUGAACGCGAGUAUACGCGAGGUAGUAUCCGAUCCUCGAGAAACACGUGGGCGUUUGGAUGAAGUCGGAGAAAAAGUCGGCAAAGGUAAGACAUUCAUGAUGUCGAGUGAGAAGGGGGCAAACGUGUCUUCUUCCCGGCACGUUUUCGCCUCGAUUUCGAAAAAGGGCACUCGUGCGGAACGAACGAACUAUCGUCGCCGUGAAAUCAAUUUCAUCGAAUAAUCGCGAUCUAUUGGUUCGCGAGAAUGGCGUUAGAGAGAAUGGAAGCUCGGCGUGAAGAGUCGAGUCGUUUGAGAGCAAAGAAUUUCUGCUCGAUCAGAGAAUGGCGGGAUAAAAUCACGCCGUGCGUUCCUUCGCGCGCGCGCGUACGAGAGAGAGAGAGAGAGAAGGGAUCACCGCGUCGUCGAUUCGACAAGCACAUGUCACUUCGCCGAAAGUUAAAGAGACAUUUGAAAUUGACGCGCGUUGAUCGCGACUCGUUCAAAAUGGAAGUUUUCGAGAGGGAGAGAGAAAGAGGAUCGGUGUAUAACUAACUCGUCCUCGAAAUAACGGCGAGCCGAUAGGUAACGAAGCUUCGAGCUAGGUAUGUCAAACUAAUUUUCCCUCCACGCGGAUUAUACGAACACUUGUCGCGCUAUAUCGGAGGCCACGUACUUUCAAUAUUUGCGAAAUGAGCGAGAUCCGAAAGUUUAAAGAGCACUUUUUAAUUUCGUCGUCAUAAUGUGGCUUUAAAAAUAAUAAAAAAAGUGAUUUUAAAAUUCAUUCUCAUCAGAAUGCAUAGAAUCACGGAAAAUUUUAUGCAAUUGAAAAUAACUGAAAUAAAAUCGCGGCAGUAGAAAAAAAAUUCGCUCUUCGAUACAAAAAUCUCGUUUAACAACCGUAAAUGGUACUCGUAAAUAGUACGCGCGAACGAAAUAUUUACGAAAUGCUGUUUAUACGAAUGAAACAAAUGGAAUUCGCGGGGCUUGUGUAAGAGGCCACGUUGCGGGCCAUUUGCGGUACAUUUAACAUGUUCCGUUCGGGGUGUGCCGGUUUUGUACAAAUUCAACGUGUCAGACGAAAUCCUAGCUAGAGCCGGAUACGAAUGAGUCUAUAUUUUUCUGAGAUCUGAUGUAGUGUUGUACGUGUUACCUAUAAAAGACACACGCGCACGAUCGCGAUUGUACUCGCUGCACAAAUGAUAGUAUUAGCACUUGCAUUGUCGUGUCUUAAUUAUUAAGUAGAUGGAAAGAGUGACUGUAAAAAAAGGCGUUGAGAAAGUGUGUGUGUGUGUGAGUAUAUAUGUGCAUGCGUGUGUGUGAGAGAAACCAUAUUUUCACGUCGAAUCGAUUUUCGGUGUUUGUCGCCAGGCAUACUGUACCGUCAUUGAAUUUGUAUGUUGUAUUCUCUGUUUAGAUAAAUUUUAUUGAAAUAUAAAGUUUAUUUAUAUGUUGGAGAUAUUUUGAGGGGAGGCAUACUGUUUCAAAUGUUAAAAUAUUUCUAGAAUUAACCGAAAUGGCCGGCGAAAUGUAAAGCGCAUGUAUGAUUUUUACCCGAAAAGAUUCGUUUUUGCAACGGUAAGCGUCGACCGACUGAAAACUUUUACGGCAUGUUUGUUACAUUAUGGUCCAUGUCGUAAAUAAUUAAAUGUAACCAAUCGUCUGGUUUAUGAGUUAUUAUAAAAUCCAUAUGAGAAAGUCACGGCAUUUAAUCAAACGUGUCCCAUUCAUGCAAUUAUCGAUAUUUCUCUAUUAUCCUGCGCGCCGUGCCAUUCGGAAUAUAAUGCAGAUUAAUAAUCUAGAAAUUAAAUUCCCUUCAACAGGGGGUACGUUUAUCGAUAGCCUCGCCCGUACAUGUGUGUAUAAUGUGCGUACUCGAUGUCGACAUCAUUUGUAAUUUAUCAUUUCCUAGAGAAUUCUGCGCUUUUAACGGCACAAUGUUAAAACAAACAGCAAAUUUUCCGUGAGAGAGAGAGAGUGAGAGAGAGAGAGAGAGAAAGAGAGAGAGAAUAGGUCUUUUUUUUAAUGUUUUCCGAGAGUCGUGUAGCCUCCGGUUUUAUCGGAGGGAGAUGACCGUGGUGUGUAUGCAUGAACAGAGAUAUUUAUUUGUAAUAUAAUAGGCUAAUUAAGGAAACAUUGUAAAUAUCAUCGAGCUGUCGAGCUUAAGAGAAAUGUAAGAUAACUUAAAUACAUUCACAAUAAAAUCCAUUAUAUUUUUAUUUAAGAAAAAA